Molecule: messenger RNA, 264 nt
Organism: Diversispora eburnea
Lineage: Eukaryota; Fungi; Glomeromycota; Glomeromycetes; Diversisporales; Diversisporaceae
Source: the annotation of a GenBank genome assembly
AAAUAUCAAUGGAGACCAAUUUGAUAAUAACGAUCAGUUAGAUAGGCUUGAAAAACUUAUUGUCAAUAUAACAGAAAGACUUAUUAAACUAGAACAAAUUAUGUUACAGAAUAAUAACAUAGAACAGGAUGAAAGUCAACCUUUACAACAAUGGACUUAUGCCAAAAAUGAUGAGGAUGAGAAUGUUAAUAUAGAAAAAUUAAAAAAUAUAAAUGAAGAGAAAAAUAGUACAAAUAAAUUCCAACGUUUAAAAGAUUUUUUAGA